Molecule: messenger RNA, 3954 nt
Organism: Chenopodium quinoa (quinoa)
Lineage: Eukaryota; Viridiplantae; Streptophyta; Magnoliopsida; Caryophyllales; Amaranthaceae
Exons: 11
Coding region: 748-1365 (205 amino acids)
Source: RefSeq, a predicted model, not a curated record
AUUUUUUUUUUUUUUUUUUUUUUUUUUGUUGGUUUAUUAUGUCAUUUAUGUGUAUGAAAUUGUGCUGAAAAUGCAUGAAAGUAUUAUUUGCAUGUAAUUUUUUAAGAUGGUUGAUGUUAGGUUCUUUAACUUUUGUGCUCUUCUUGCAUGGAGUUGUUCACAGUAUUUUAUUUAUUGCAAGGUAUAAGAUUUAUUGUAUAAAAUAGAUGUAGAGUUUAUCAGUAUUCUUAUAAUCCAUCAAUCUUGCUUUUGUUGUGAAGUAUGAGAUAAAUUUAAGUUCUAUGUUGUUGACCGUUGUUAUUUAUUCUCUAAUGUGUCUGGAUAAAGUCAUACUGAUGCAUGUUACAUAGUUGACUAAUCAAAGGGAAGGCUGCUGGUGUUUUAUAGGGAGGGUUGUUUGCUGAGUCUAGAAUUAUGUAGUUUCAACUAUAAACAUGGCCCUGGUCUUGGUGCAUUCGUUUAAUGGUGUUUAAAUGAGAAGACCACCGGUACUGUUCCUUAUGAACAGUAGGACAGUGUCCUUCUGGAAUUACCCUCGGUUUUGUCCUUUUUCUCCUUUUCUUCUGUCCUUCUUUUCUCUCUCUUCUUCUUUACUCAUUCUGUCCUUCUUGUAACCUCUCCCCUACCUUUCACUUCAUCUUCUUCCUUCGUUCUCUCUCUUCUCUACCAUUAAUUAUUUUUUCAAAGAAUUCUUUGUUCUUAUUAAUGUGAGUUAUUAGCUUUAAUUCGAAGCAAGAAACUGUAAAAAUGGUGGGUUUUUUCUCUAAGUUUUCUAGCAGCAAAUCUGGGCACCGAAGAACGCAAAGCGCAAUUGAUGCAAGGGAGGUCUCAGCCCCGAUUCCAGAGGACACGGUGGCCGAGGUUGCACAGCCUCUUGCUCAUGGUAUAGAUGUAGGUGUAGAAUUUAAACCUGUUGAACAUCCAGUUGAGCCUCUUGACAAUGAUAAACCCGUCCAGUGCCCAUUGCCAGAACCUUCUAUUCUAAAUCUUAGCAAACCUACAAAAAUGGCGAUUGCUACUGGUUCAUCUUCAUUGUUGAAGACUCUUCUUAAUCCUAAGAAGAAUGUCUUGGCUGCUAUGCACAAGAGUUCCGUCGACCAUCGUCUUCGCAAAUAUGUGCAUUGGAUAAACUGUCACUUUGGUUGGUACUCAAUUGGCUGUUUGGGCAUUUCGGUUACUACAUUACAGUUGAUUGAACUUGAACAAUACCCAACUGGCCCUCGUAUUGCUUCUCUGAUGUUAUACAGUAGUGAUGCAGAUUACUGGUUACUGUCGGAUGGUGAUGUCAGCAUUACUGAUAUGUGGAGAACAGACUAUCCUUUCACUUUUUUUUACUUACGUUUCAUUUUGUUGUAUAAAAAAUAAUUUUGUCAAGUUUCUGAAGAAAGAAACAUGAACUUUGAUUCCCUAACUCAGUGAUAGCUGGAGUUGAAUGGAAUGAAUUAGGGACCAUCCACGAAGACUAUGCUGUGGCCAAUGUUGGCACACCACAACCACAAAGCCCACCUCCAAGUGCUACAGAAGUUCUACCUAAUAACAUGAUGGGGAGGUGAUUAGAGAAUUUUGCAUGUGGGAGAAGUUCAGGGAAUUCCACUUCUGGAGCUGAUUCUACCGAAUCUAAGGAAAAAGGGAGAGCUUAAUUGUUUGCUGAAAAGGUCAUUGUAUCCACCAAGCACAAUGAUGACGAGCAGUUCGUUUGGGAGUCUCAAGCUGGUGGUUCCUUCACUGCCACAAGGGACACUACUGGUGAACAACUUGGAAGGGGUACUAAGAUCACCCUUUUCCUCAAGGAAAAUCAGUGUUGAUAGAUUGAGAAGCAAACCAACUACAGCCACAACUUCAUCUCCCUCCUCCUCUUCUCCUGAGCUCUCCAUGUUUUGCUCUUACUCCUCUGUUGAAGCCCGCUGUUGAGGGAAAUAUAGAAAGGAGAAAUUCUCAACAUUAUUUGCCCUUCGCACUGAAGCGACUUAUGGGAUUCUACUCCUUCAUGAGAUACCAAUUGCACCUUUUUGAGUACUAAGAUGGCUAGAAGUUAAUUCAAAUUCAAGCACCCUUGUGGUUCGUACAAUUUCUUUUUUCUGUGCCCUUUCAAAUUUUGAAUUUUUGGUGUAAUUUGAAUGUUUGAUGAUCAAUUUUUGUGGAAUAUGCAUCUGGGUUUGUUGUUUGUAUGAAUCUUGGAAGCAAAUGGUCUUAAUUGAUAAUUUACGUGAUUCUAAUUGAUGAUUAUAAUUGCUCACCAAUAAGAUGGGUUCAAUUUUAAGAAUAAUUUUUGAGGCAAGUAUAAUUACAAUUCGUACUCCUAAUAAUACAACACUAUUCAUAAGCAUUUUUAGAAGUAAAAUUUGAUUUAAAUGCUUUUGAUUUGAAUUAUUAUCGGCCCUUUAAUUAUAUAGUUGCUGGUGAAAAAAAUUAAUGAUGCUCAUACGCUAACAUAAACAAGCCUUAAUUGAGAUGGAGUUUGAUACAAUAACUUUUUAGAUGUUAGCUAUAGAGAUUAUUGAGAUGUAAUACCUGGGAAAUCUAUAUAGGUUACAAUGUCUGCCAGUGGCUAUAGAGUUCUCAUCAUUGGUCCUGAAUGGAAGAGCUUGUAUGAUAUUUGGUUUCGUGUGGAGAGCUUGUAUCAUAUUUGUUUGAGUUAACUAACAUUCUUGCUUCAACUGUGUUAAGCUGUUGCUACAAUUUUUUGCUGAAUUCCUGCCUUGAUUUACUGAUAUUUUAUUCUGAAAUUUGAGAAGAUUUGCUCUAUUAUGAAUAUAUCGGCCAUAAAUUUCUGUUAGCCCACAUGCUUGGUUUACAAUUAUUGUCGUUGUUUUCCUCAAUCUCUCUCAAUUCUCUCUCUCUCUCUAUAUGUGGUAAUUUAGUGAGAAACAUAGAAAUUAACUAAGAAAGAACUGAAGACUCAUGAAGCAAUAAUACAUGAUGAGGAGAGCCCAGAAAUUAAAGCACAGGGAGUUCAUCAAAAUAAUAAUGGCAAAGAAAUCAAGGGAAAUUCGCUUUGCUGUUAGAUGUGUGCCCCAAUCAAUUGAGGCUGCACUUCAAAAGGCUGUUCUAGAUAGUUCCAAUAAUGAUUGGUUAUUAUUGCAUCAGGUAUCGUGCUUAGUCAACAUCUUGUUACAUCUGUUGGUUUCUAAAAUAAGCUAUGAAGUAGAGCAUUUUAAAGUAUGGAGUUAGGACGAAUAAUCUGCUCUCUUUUUCAGUUCCUAAUUUUCAAAUAAAUCUUGGUGCUUUAUAUAACUGUACAUUAAUGAUCUACAAAUGUGAGUGCUAGCAAACCAGAGGAUUGUUGAUUCUGUUGCAACACAUUUGGAAGUUCCUACAGAACGUGUCUUGCUAAUUAGCAAAUUAUGGUAACACCAGUGCCGCAUCAACCAUCAAUCCCCUUGGCAUUGGAUGAAGCUGUUUGGAGUGGAAAAGUCCAGCCAAGAUAUAUCAUUGCAACAUCUGAAUUUGGUGCUGGUCUUACAUGGGGUUCUUCCAUUAUUAGAUGGGGAUAAAAAAGAAAAGAUUUUGUGAAAUCAUCCUCCUGUUUGCAAUAUCUUCUUAUUGUUGGUGAAAGAGGAGGGCGUUAGAGGAAGUGUUGUCGGUUCAUUCUUGAAGAAUCUCACUUCCCCUGGUUACAGAUGAUUCAGGAGCAACACCUCUCAUAAUUCACUGAAGCUCCAUCAGAGUGGCCCCUUUGCGUGUUAUAUCUUUCCCUUUAUUGCCAGAAUAAGUUUUAUUUAUUCAAAUCAGGUGAAUUUAUUCACACCUAGGAAAAAAAAACCUUCAAGCUGUUAUUCAUAUUUUUUUUGCAGUGAGAUCAGUACACAGAGCUAUGAAUCUUUUCAGAUGAGUGAUUCAAACAGCUUCUCUAGGCUUGUUCCUCCUGUCUGCUAGACCGUUUAUGUUGAACUGUGUUGUUAGUACAUUCAUCUUUCUUGAUAUAUUGAAGAAGUUAUCGCCAUUUCAGAUUUA